CAAAAGUAAAAAAAUGAUAAAAAGAUUAUUUAUGAUUAUCAUUUUUUAAAAUUUUAUUUGUUUUAUUUAUCAAAAUUGGACAAUUUCAUUUGUUUCCUCAUAAAAUCUAUGAAACAUUUAAACAAUAUAUAGGAAUCAUUUUAAGGACAAAUAUAUCAGCAUACACAUGCAUACAAACACAUAUACAUACAUACAUACAUAUGUACACACUCAGAGACUAAUAACAACCAUAUUGUCAAAUUUAUCUAAAAAUUGACACCGAAAAAUAAAACUAUCUCAACAAAAAGUAUUGAAAAGUUUACUUAAAUAUGAGAGAUUUUAAAACUGAUUAUAAAUUACCAACUAAUUUAUCUUAUUCAACAUCAUCUUCAUCCUCAACCUCAUCCUCGUCAACGACAUCAUCAUCUUCAUUACCAUCAUCAGUAAUGUAUAUAAACAAUAAACUAUCAGAUAAUACAUUAAAACAUUCAUUUUAUAUCACUGAUCAUAAUCAAAAUAAUAAUAACAAUAAUAAUAACGAUAAUAAUAAUAGUACUACUAAUUAUAAUACCAUUGAACGUAAAUUAAAAACAAGAUUAGAAUCAUUUCCAAAAAUGUAUAGUAUCCAAGAGAAUAUUGAUUAUGAAUUCGGUAUAAAAUUACCAAAAAUGAUUACAAAUUAUCAUAAUAAACAAACAAAAUAUUAUUUAAAUUUAAAUUAUAAUAAAUUUUAUAAAAAACGUAAAACAUUUAAUUUAAUGAAUUAUACAACAUAUAAACCAAUAUUGAAUUAUUCUUAUUAUAAUGAAGAGAAUGAUAUAAAUAAAGGAAAUAAUAAAUUAUCAUUACAACGUUCACUUGUAAGUAGUUGUACGAAUACUACUAUUACUACUACUACUACAACUACUACCGUUAAUACUACUUAUAACAAUAAUAGUAAUCAUAAUAAUAAUAAUACAAAUAGUACAUUUUAUAAACGUUCUGAUUAUGGACGAUUUAAACGUAGUAAAGAUUGUGGACCAUCUUUAUCUGAUGUUCCAAUGAAUGUUGAUUUUAAUACAUUAAAUCCAUCAUGUACUUCAAAUCGUUAUCAUAUAUUCAAUUUUGAACAAGUGAAAUAUUUAGAUGAAAUAAUGAAUUCAUUUAUAAGUAUUUCACCAAAGCCUUUGUAUCAAAAUUUUUUAGGUACAAAUAAUAUCAUAUCAACAUCAUCAUCAUCAUCAUUAACAACUACAUCAUUACCAACAAUCAUUAGUAAACCAUGUUCAUGUUUCUGUACAUAUGGUCCAAUUAUUUAUGAUUUUAUGAAACAAACAUAUACAAAACAUUCAGAUCAUUUAUCAUCUGAUUGUUUGAUUAAUUCGACUAAUUUGAACAAUACUGAGGAUUGUGAUAAUAUUGAUAAAGUAAUCUCUUCAUCCGUUCCAACUACAGUACCAGUAUCGAAAGGAAAUAAUUUAGUAACAUCCAUUCCGGACGGCUCUUCCAAUAGUGAAAUCAAUAACACAAGCAAUGAUAAUACCAUAAAUAAUGGUUAUCAUCAUCUAACAAAUGAUUCUUGCUUACCUAAUCAUCAAAAUACAAUUUCACAUUCUCCUAUUCCGUUUACAUUACAACAACCACCGAAACUACCAACUAUUCGUACACAAUUAAAGAAACUUAUUAGAACAAUACGUGAUGGAUUACUGAAAGAAUCAAUACCAGUUAAAGAGAUACGCUUAAAUGGUGAAGUUGCAAGUUCUAUUAUUAUUGGUUCAGAAAAUAAACAAACAUUUCAUGAUAUAGAAUUAUUAUUUUAUGUUGAUUUAUCUAAUUCUACAACAUGUACAAAAAUUAAAUCAGUAAUAUAUUCAUGUAUUGAAAAUAUUUUAAAAGAUACAAUUAUUUUAGAAAAUUUAUCAAAUAUUACAAAUCCUUGUAUAUUUUGUUAUCAUUCUACAUUACCACUGAAUAUAUCAACAAUACAAACAACACAGAAUCCAUUAUCAUCAUCAUCAUCAUUAUCAUAUAAUUGUAAAUAUUGUUCAAAUUAUAAAUUGAAUCCAUUAAAUAUACCGGUUCAUUUAAAUAAAGAAAAUGUAGAAAAUUUAAAUCAAUCAAAAAUCAAUAAAAAUCAAUAUUCUAAUUUCCAUUUUCCUAUCAAUCAAUCAUUUAUUCAUCGUCAACCCUUACAUGAAAAUCAAUUCAAUACUAUAUCAUAUAAUAAUAAUAAUAUUAUAAAAGUGAAUCCUUCGAAAUAUUCAAUGUUAAAUAAUCAACAAACAAUAAAUACUAAUAACAAUAAUAAUGUUUAUUAUAAAUUGAAUCAUUCAUUAUGUCAUUAUCAUUCAUUAUUAUCAUCUAUAGAAUGUCCAAAAUGUUCAACAUGUUCAAGAUUAUUGAAUCUAUUCAAUCAACAUAACAAUAUAAAUUAUAAUGAUAAUAAUAGUAAUAAAAGUAAUAAUAAUAAUAAUAUUAUGAUUAUUAAACAAUAUAUACAAAAAAUAAUACGUAUCUAUAAACCAACAAAUACUACUUAUGAUUCAUGGUUACUAUUUAUUAUUGGUUAUCAUACAAUUAAUAAAUCGAAUGAAAAAAUUAUAAAAAUUAAAUUUAUUGAUCGUAUAUCACGUGAAUAUGAAUUUACAAUUGAUAUAAUUAAAUCAGUAGCAUGUAGUUAUAUAGAAGCAUUAAAACAUUUAAAUAAUAAUAUGAUAGUAAUAUAUAAACCAGAAGAAAUAUAUGGUGGUGGAUUAUUAAAAUAUUGUAAAUUGUUAAUAAAUGGUUAUAAACCAUGUAAAAUGAUUGAUAUAAAAUUAAUGGAAAAAUAUAUGUGUUCAAGAUUUUUUAUUGAUUUUUCAAAUAUAUUAAGUCAAUAUUAUCAAUUAAAUGAUUUUUUAAUGAAUUAUAUAGAAAAUAAUUAUAAAAUGAAAAUAGAUUAUUUAAAUAUCUUAUAUGAAGUUGUUUCCCAUUCUACAAUCUGUUUAAUGACACAUGAAAGACAACAAACAUUAUGCUUGAUUCAAAUGUUCUUACGUGAUGUUACUGAACAAGAAAAACAAAAUAAACAAUCUGUUGUACAUUUACAAGAAUUCUCGUCAAAAGAUUGGGCAUUAGAUAAAGUAUUUUACGGGACUAAUUACUUUCCUAAACAAUUAUAUUCAAUAAAUGAUCAACAUGAAUUAUAUGAAUUAUACAAUCCUCAAUGUCAAUUUGAAUUCAUGAAUAAUUCAAAAGAUAUAACUGAUCAACAAAAUUCUACAAUUUCUAACUCAUUUCAAUCAAAUAUUGAUUUGAAACAUGUAAACAAAGUGGAAAACACUUCGAAUGUUGAAGAUGAAAAUAAUGAUAAUAAUGAUGCACAAAGUCACAACAACAACAACAACAAUGACACUGAUGACAAUAACAAUGAUCAUAUACAAUUUACAAAUGAAUCACAAACUGAUGUAAACUAUAAUAAUAACAAUAAUUACAUUGAGAAAUCUAUGGAAAAUAAUAAUCACUUACAAAAGACUGUUGACAAUUCAAUUUAUAUAAAGAAAACAAUGAAUGAUAAUGAAAAUAUACAGAACAUUUCACAAAUUCGCAAUAAAAUGACAUAUUCAAAUCAGAAACUAUUAUGUAUGAAUAAUUGUGCAUUAUGUAAUCAUCAUAUUCAUUCUCAACUCUGUCAUAAUCAUUAUCAUCAUCAUCAACAUGAUAAUAAUAAUUAUUAUUAUUAUCAUAAUCCACACUGUUAUCAUUAUCAUCAUUAUCAUUCUUGUCAAUUUACUAGUGAAUUAUAUUAUAUACCGCAAAUUGUCACCUAUUUUCCUGCUAAUGAAUAUCUAUUUCCAUUAUCUACAAAUAAGAAUCAAGCAUUUUAUUCAAUGCCACAUAGUACCAUUCCAGAUCAUAAUAAUGAUACUACUUGUAAUACUACUAUUAAUACUACUACUGCUACUUCUACCAUUACAAAUAAUGGUAAUCAUCCAACAAUAAAUAUUCUAUCCAAUAAACUUCCACAUUAUCAUGCAAAAAUACUUCUACCACAAGAUAAUAGUGUAGAAGCAACAAAUAAUGGCAAUAUACGAUAUUAUGUCGGUGUACCAUGCUCUUAUCCAUCGAAUAUAAUCUGUUCGAAAUAUUCUUCAAAUAAUAUUAAUAAUAAUGUUAAUAAUAAUAAUAAUAAUAAUACUGUACAAACAAGAGAUGAUAUAUUAACUUAUUGUGGUGAACCAUUUAUUUAUUAUACACCAGAUCAAAAUUAUUAUAUUUAUUCCACACCAACAUCAAUAUCAACAUCAACUAUUACUUCAUCUAUACAAGAAAAUAUUCCUAUAUUGUAAAUUAUUUAUUAAAUUUCCAUCAAAUUUAUGCCAUUCAUAACUUGAUUGAUUUAUACACAAAAAUCUAUCUGUAUGCAUUUCUUUAUAAAUAUGAAUGAAUGACUGAGAAAGAGAAAGUGAGAGAGAGAGAGGGAGAGCGAAAGAGAGAGUAAGAGAGGGAGGUAGGGAGUAGGGGAAAUAAAUGUCUAAAAAUUUAAGAUACAAUCAGGCAGCAGUAUUUUAAAAUUUACAUUUUCACAAAAUUAAUUUAUUUAUUUUAGGUUUUUCCAUAU
Messenger RNA from Schistosoma mattheei, 4558 nucleotides. NCBI's taxonomy places the organism in Eukaryota, Metazoa, Platyhelminthes, Trematoda, Strigeidida, Schistosomatidae. The record is from the annotation of a GenBank genome assembly.